Caenorhabditis auriculariae is the source of this 2915-nucleotide messenger RNA. NCBI's taxonomy places the organism in Eukaryota, Metazoa, Nematoda, Chromadorea, Rhabditida, Rhabditidae. The record is from the annotation of a GenBank genome assembly.
AUGGCAUCAUUGGUGCCCCUUUUCUCGGCAAUCUACUUCUACACGGUAGUUCUUGUGGGCGCCGAGCUCUCGAGACGUCUUCUCGACUUGACUUUGAGCAAAAAGUCCGCACUUUACCGAUUUCUCAUCGAACUUAUUGGAACUACACAAGUCCUCUCCUGUGUCAUUGAGCAUGGUGGGGGAAAAUCAUUUUUUAGGAAAAUAUGACUUUUCAGGAAUCAUCAAAGAGUACUACGGUCUGACCGCCUUCUUCUUCACCCUACUAAUCGUCGGAUUUCUUUUCGGAGUUUUGAACCGAAAAGCCUCCUGUGCUCCACUAGUCCCUAUCGAAAAGUACAUCUACGGAGAUAGAUCGUGAGUUGAAAUAUUGACUUCUGAGAAAAAAAAAAACAGAAAGACUCCGAAAAUUACUAAACUGUCCGUCAAAAUGUGUCUUUAAACUCCCGGUCAACGACUGUUCUGAGCUCACAGGAUUGAUAAAUCAAUUUCAAUAGGUUAUUUUUCAGGCUGAAGCUGAAUUUGAAAGCAGAAAAUGCUGGAAACUAACAUUUAAAAAAAGUUAUGAGCUUUCAAAGUUGACCUAAGAAAUACACACUCGAUUUCAUUAAUAUCUUAAGCGCACGGACACCUUUAAAAUUGAUUCUUAAGCUCAAAAAUGCUUUCAAAAAAUUAAUAAAUAGUCUCUGUGACCAUUAGGAUCAGCUCUAUCUACAAUUCGAAAAACAUCUCAAACUGGAUCUUUCAUUUCCACUUAGGUAUCCAAAUCUUCCCUCAAGGACUUCUCAACAAUAUUUUGGAUCAAACAUUGAAAUCUGCGUGAAAAACUGCAUCCAGUCAACCUAGCCUCUUUUAAAAGUCUGACAGCGCUGAAGAAAUCUGGAGGGGUCCCUAUAGGCUUCUGUUGUCUUAUGGUCCAUUAUAGGGGCAAUUUUGGGGUCCCUAUAGGCUUCAAUAAGCUAUCCAUUUUCUUGUGUGACGGCUCUGGACAAUGAAGCCGUGGUUUCCCACUUCUAACAUUUCUCAAACCCCUUAGAUAGGUCGCAGUGAGAUCGAACUUGUGACCCUUUGGACCGUAGACCGGCACACAACCUGUUGCGCUACGGCGCGCCUCUUUAGAACCACUAUGAAGAUUAAAAAUACUUUCCAGACUCGGGCACGUGAUCUCGAUCCUGGUGGCAGAAGUUCUAGGAGCCAUGCUGGCGAUUUCUUUGACAAACAAGCUUUGGGCCCUCAGUGCCCCUUAUUCGGACCCUCAUCUGACCUUUAUGAGCGAGACGGCGUGUCAAGUAACCCACUACGUGAGUUUUCCAGAAAUGAACUUUUUCCUUCAUGUCGAUCUUCUUCUCCUUCCUUUUCCUACCCCUUUGUACCGCUCGAGCGGCGUCGGCGCCCCAAGUCGAUUAGCCGAGGUCCUAUCCUGAUAUGUGAUAAUCAGUGGACUGGCUCUAGUGACAUAUCCGUCCUUGUGUGUGACGGCUGGGGAUUACGAAGUCGUGGUUUCCCACUACCACCAUUUCUUGAACCCCUUGUUUGGGUCGGGAUCGAACUUGUGUCCCUAUGGACCGUAGACAGGUACACUACCUGUUGUUGUGCUACGGCGCACCUUCAAAUCGAUCAAUAUCAUAAAAUAGCCUUUCAAUUCAGUGAAAAUAAGCUCCACGGACAACUUGAUGAAACUGGUUUUUUUGAACUAUUAUUAUCAAAAAAAUAACGUUUAAAAAAUAAAAAGUGAAGUGUUUGGAAAGAUUUUUGAAUUAACAAAAUUUUUAAGAGUGUCCAGGAAUCCAGUGAGGAGGGAGUACUUGAAAAAACGAUCUUUAUUGAAAAUUUGGAAUCUUUCAACCGAAUAUGACUUUCAGCGUAACGUCCCUAUCGUCCUUGCCUUUGAGACGAUCGGAGCCUUCGCUCUUCGAUUCUUACUGAGCCAACUUGACGAAAACAUCAUCAAGUACAUGGGACCACUAUUCGUCGCCAGCAUUUUCUCAUUUGGUAAUAAAUUUAGACUAAAUUUUUUUUCUCAUGCGUUUUUCGGCCGAUGGAUGUGAAAAAACGAAAAAUUCGAAAAUUAAAGUCGUUUUUCGGGUCAAAAUCGGGAGAAAGACAGGCGAAUAAGGUUUUUUCACCUAGCAAAAAAGGUCUAGUGCUUUUUUUAAGACCCUAACAUCUGAAGUUUCGAAAAAAAUUUUUCGUUUUUAGGAGGAGGGGCGUAAAAAGUCGAUAUUUCAAACCAAGGGGGGGGGGUUAAAGUGAAAAGACUGACUUGAAUUUCUUAUCAGAAAGUCCAAAAGCUUCUGCUUUAUCAAUCUUCCUAGAAACAGAAAAAUUUCCAGCGACAAGUCUAAUCGGCGACUCUGCGAUGGAUCCCCUAGUGGCGACUACUCUGUGGUACGGAUGCGCCGGGAUAACUUCUCAAUAUUUCCUGCUGCUUUACUAUGUUGGUUCCUUCACAUUUUCAGACUAUCUUGAAAUUUCAUCUUACAAAAAGCUUCAGGUAGCAUUGGAAAGAGAAAAAUAUCAUAGAAUGAGCAAAAUUUUCGAUUUUAUCACUCGAUACGCUAUCGAAAUGUACACUGGACUCAAUGAAAAAAAUCGAAUAUUUUUUUAUAAGUUAUUUUGAAUGCUUUUUUUCUCUUUUUGAGAUAUUUUUAGUGUCGGAAAAUGUAAGUUUUAAGAAUUUUGAGCUAGGAAUUUUUUCGAAUUUUUUUAAAAAAUACCGGAAAAUUCACAAUAUUUUCAAAGCUACCUCGAGUGCUCCAAAAACGAAUGACGUCACUAAAAGCUUUCCCCCUCACUUAAGUGCCAACUUCCAGAUCUGCCCAACGGUUGGCUGGCUUCUCGGCGCCUACCUCGACCGCAAAAUCAAAUCCCCAUCUCAAAAGACCAAACUCAAGGCCAAACUGAAGAAGACCAACUGA